This is a messenger RNA of Cololabis saira (Pacific saury), 750 nucleotides long. Its product is annotated as F-box only protein 48. The record is from RefSeq and is a predicted model, not a curated record. Gene Ontology annotation, molecular function: protein binding. Bases 116 to 577 code for a protein of 153 amino acids. Gene Ontology annotation, biological process: SCF-dependent proteasomal ubiquitin-dependent protein catabolic process. NCBI's taxonomy places the organism in Eukaryota, Metazoa, Chordata, Actinopteri, Beloniformes, Belonidae. Gene Ontology annotation, cellular component: SCF ubiquitin ligase complex. The transcript has 3 exons.
CGUCGUCCGUAUGUAAACAGGACAUUUAACUUGCCAGCUGACGGACACGACCCGACCCGAGCAGAGGCAAGAAGCUCGCUUUUGAACCUCAGGCGGGUCCACCUGUUGGAGUAUUAUGCAACAUGAGCCUGCGAGGACCCCGUCGGUGUUUCAGCUCUGUGAGGGAAGCCCCUCCCUGAAGGCACCCACCCACUCCGCCCCUCACAACUUUGCGGAGACGCUGCCGACAGAGAUGAGCGAGCAGAUCUUCGGCGAGCUGGACGCAGGGAGCCUGUGCAGCGCCUCGCAGACCUGCAAGCUGUGGCACGCCAUCAUCGAGCAGAGCGAGCAGCUGUGGAGGAGCCAGUGUCUGCUGGUGAGGGCUGUCUGCCAGAGGGAGGUGGACCGGGACCGGGGCCACGGCUUCUCCUGGAAGGUUACCAUGGAGAGGAACUACACCCGCUGCUGCGUGAAGAGCGACUGGUUGAGAGGACGCUACAGCCACGUACGCUCGGCCGACGAGCUGAUCAACAGGAAGAUGGUUCCGCUGGACGCAGAGACGUGGGGGGAGAUCCUGCAGGCCGAGCUGGACCGAUGACGCCGAAGUUUCUUUUACAACUGAAGCACUUCUGAUUUAAACUCUAAUAUAUGUUUUAUACUUUACAUUUAAAGACAAACAAUUGUACAUACUUUUUAAGUAUUUUUUUUUUUAAGAAAUCAUGGAAAAUGAUUGGCUUUGAUGUAAAUACAGCUGCGAUGUCAUGAACCAGA